Molecule: messenger RNA, 222 nt
Organism: Arabis nemorensis
Lineage: Eukaryota; Viridiplantae; Streptophyta; Magnoliopsida; Brassicales; Brassicaceae
Source: the annotation of a GenBank genome assembly
AUGCGAUUUUCGUUUAAUAGUGAAGAUGUGAGGAAAGCUUGGAAUCGUUCUAUCGAAGAAGAGGUGGAAAGAUUAACGACGGAGGUUGAUGAGCACACCAAGAGGAUUCGAGACAUGGCAAACCAUGAGUUUCUGAUACGGCAAAUGCGUUUGGAGCUGAAAAACCAGGAUGAAGAGAUUGCUAAGCUGAAAGAAGAUUUGGCUCGAUUCGACAAGAUUUAA